GUUUGGUUCAAGCGUCGGGAUGGAUGGAUAGACAGACAGACAGAUAUAUAUAUAUAUAUACAUUUCAUAUAUAAGUUUGCUGACAUUUUAACAAUGUGAUAACACAAAUACGAUUUACUACCUCCUCUCUUAUACCUCACACUGUUCAAAAUCAGGGGAGGGAGUGUAGCACGCAAAUUUGUCUUUGGAUUGUGAGAAAUCCGUGAGAUUGUUUUGUAUUUUUAAAAUGUCAGGCUAAUAAGGCUAGCACAAGGAGCAUAAAGAAGAACAUGAUCUUUAACUUUGGUGAUGAAACAGUAAGUUAUCUAAUUUAAUUAUUUACGCGUUUUGUUUAGUUUUCACGGUUAAUAUCGGUUAUCAUCCGAGUGAUGCUCUCUAUUGAAUUUCACUGGAGCGCAUUUCAAGCGAAGUGUUUGCUGCGGAUGUUUUGGACUGUUGCUCACUCAAACUAAAUACCUGGACUGCAGUUUUCUCAAAGUGUACCUGAAAUCAGACGGAAUGCAGAUAAUACUGUUUACAGCAUCAGUGCUGUUUGCGCACGACUUCGUCGUGGCCGAGCCGAAGGUGAAAUGUCCAACCAAGUGUGAAGUGAGUAAAUGUACGAGCCCGAGCUGUCCGAGCGGGUAUGUGCCCGACCACUGCAACUGCUGUCUUGUGUGCAGCCUGAGCGAGGGCACGCCGUGCGGACGGAAGGAUGACACUCCGUGCGGCGACGGGCUUGAAUGUAAAUUUCCAGCCGGCAAGCGAGUUUCCAAGGGUGUUUGCCAAUGCAAGAUGGUGCACAGAGUGUGUGGCAGCGACGGCAAGACCUACGGUAAUGUGUGCAAGAUGAGGACAGCCGCGCGUAAAGCGCAACAACAAGGGCAACCCGUAAUAACCCAAACGCACAAGGGUCCAUGUGCACCAUCAACCUCGGGUCCAGCACAUCUGAACAGCCCAAGAUACAAGUUUAACUUCAUUGCAGAUGUGGUAGAAAAGAUUGCCCCUGCUGUGGUCCACAUUGAGCUCUUCUUAAACCAUCCGCUGUUUGGCCACCAUGUACCAUUGUCAAGUGGCUCUGGAUUCAUAAUGACACAGUCCGGUCUGAUUGUGACCAAUGCUCAUGUGGUAACUAGCAGUGCAACAGUAACCGCCCGCCAGCAACUACGAGUGCAGUUGCAUGAUGGCCUGACGUACGAGGCCUCCAUCAGAGACAUUGACAAGAAGUCUGACAUCGCCACUAUCAAAAUUAACCCAAAGAGAAAAUUACCAGUGUUAUCGCUGGGCCACUCUGCUGACCUGAGGCCUGGUGAGUUCGUGGUUGCCAUUGGCAGCCCAUUUGCUCUUCAGAACACAGUCACAACAGGAAUAAUCAGCACAACACAGAGAGAUGGAAAAGAGCUUGGUAUCCUUGACUCUGACAUGGACUACAUCCAGACAGAUGCUAUCAUCAAUUAUGGAAACUCAGGAGGCCCACUUGUCAAUCUAGAUGGUGAGGUGAUUGGGAUAAACACACUAAAAGUGACUGCAGGGAUCUCCUUUGCCAUUCCAUCAGACCGAAUCAAUAAAUUCCUUGAUGAGUCUAAAGAUAAACAGAAGAAAGAUAUAACAGACUCCAUGAAAAGGUUCAUUGGAAUCAAAAUGGUCACUUUAACAGAGAACUUGGUCCAGGGGUUAAAAUGGCAUAAUCCAGACUUUCCAGAUAUUGGCAGUGGAAUUCUUGUCCACGAAGUUGUCCCAGAUUCCCCAGCUCAGAAGGGUGGGAUUGAAACAGGUGAUGUUAUUGUGAAGUUAAACGGCUCUCCAUUGGUCAGCACUGGUGAAUUAAAGGAGGCGAUUCAGGAAGACAUUCCUCUUCUUCUGGAAGUUCGGCGUGGUAACGAUGAUCUACUAUUCAACAUUGAACCUCAAAUCUUUAUGCAGCAACAAUGACAAAAACAAUUCGACAGUCUACAGUGAAACCGCAGCAGAUUGGUUGAGAAUGAUAUGUGUGGAUAAAAGAGUUAACAUAUGCCAUCACUUCUGGCCUUCAUAGGACAUUUAGAGAAGAACAAUUGCCAACUGGACCACCUGACAAUAGAUUUAUAACUUUUAAUUAAUUGUCUGAAUGUUAAUAAUUUGAUGGUAUUCUAUAGUAAUCAGAGGUAAUCACAGUGCCCUUCUUUUGGGCCUGUUUCUCAGUACAGAUCAAUAAUAUUUUAAGAAACAAUAAAGAAUUGAACAAUACACUUUAGAUUUAGGCCACUGAAUAUUUUUGGCUGUACAAUAUCAGGAAAAUAAGACCUUUCCUCUCUGAACAUGCCACACACUGGACUACUGUAACUCUCUCAUUGCAGGCCUUCCUGCACUUGCAAUUAGGCCUCUGCAAAUGAUCCAGAAUGCAGCAGCACAUCUGGUCUUUAAUGGCUCCAAAGAGAGCACAUGUUACACUACUCUUUGUCUCUCUCCACUGGCUGCCGGUUGAUGCACGUAUUAAAUUCAAGAAGCCUGCGGUCGGCUAAGGAACGUCGCCUUGUUGUACCGACACAAGAGGCACUUUUCAUACAAAUGUCUCCUUAAGAUGAUUCGCUUAUGUUUUCCUCUUUUGUAAGUCGCUUUGGAUAAAAGUAUAAAAAAGUAUAUUAACUUAAUUUGAUGAGAUAAUGCUCCAGUCCGAGUGGUCUUUGCACACAGCAUGUGCUGAUCAUUUUUUAAUAGUGUCCAAUACACAAAAUAUUUGCACAUUGACACUGUAUUGUAAUGAAUAACAAAUAAACACUCUGGAAUAAAUAUUAUUUUUUCAAAGGUGAUUUAAAGGGUCUUUAUUGAAUGUAAUUAAUAAAUGCUUAGGAUUAAAUUUGAAUUAUUUCACUCAGAAUUUACAGUGUAUCACAUUCAGUAUCCUGGUCUUGGAACAAGGGAGGCGAGGAUCCUUUCCAUUAUAAUUUUGUAAAAAUGAACCAGGAUGGUAGAGGAGACAUUCAGCUUUUUGAGUUUCCUCAGAACAAAUAUUCUCUGUUGGACUUUUCUGGUUAUUGCAGUAAUAAUAUUCUCCGUCUUCCUCUGUCCUCAACUCCUUACAGUGAAUUGUGGACUUAGCACCAGAUGGUUGGCAGAACACCAUGCUGUCAUCUGGACCAUGUCCUUUAUACAAAUGGACUUGUUGUUGAUGGUGAUGAGACCUAGUCUAGUGCUGUAAUGGUCAAAUAGGAAGAGGUGGCAGUGAGAUGGAUGUUGGGUGGGGCAUAGCAGACCUAGAAGAGCUAUAUGGCCUGAGGAGCAGACAUACAAUAGAUGUUGAUAGGUAUCUCAAAGUGGCAGCAUAGUUUAGUUUGUCAGCUAAAGUUGAAGGCAUUUGAGUUUGUAAGGGGACAGCAGAGCUCAGCUUCCCAGGUUUGUUGGUGUUAAAUAUGUUUUGUUUUGUUUUGUUAAUCAUGUUAGUAUGUUGGCAACUGGCAAAUAGAAUUAAGAAAAUAAAAAAUACUGUACAUACUUUUUAUGUUUUUAACAGUGUUUUCUGAGAUUACAACUAAUAACAGUUAAUUUCAUUGGUAUUUUGGUAUUGUGUUUGUUCUGGGUUCUAGUCAAUUGUACUGGACUUGCACCAGUGAUACUGUGUGCUCAGGGGUUUGAAAAUCCCCAGAAGAAUCUUCAACCUAACGCAAAAAGGUCUGAUUUCAUUCUUAUAAUAAGAAUCAGACUUUCAGCACUCUAAAUCUGAACUGAAGGAAAUGUUGAGCAAUGCUGUCUAAGGGAUAGUUCACCCAAAAAAGAAAAUUAUCUUAUCAUUUACUCACCCUCAUGCCAUCCCAGAUGUGUUUAACUUUCUUUCUUCUACAGGACACAAACAAAGAUUUUUAGAAAUACUGUAUAUCUCAGCUCUGUAGGUCCAUACAAUGCAAGUGAAUGGUGAUCAGACCUUUGUAGCUCAAAAUCACAGAAAGGAAAUAUAAAAGUAAAUCUAAAUCACAUAAAGUGAUUUUAUAGGUGUGGUUGAGAAACAGAACAAUAUUUAAGUCCUUUUUUACUCUAAUAAAAUAAAGUGAUUUUAUAGGUGUGGUUGAGAAACAGAACAAUAUUUAAGUCCUUUUUUACUUUAAAUCUCAACUUUAGUUUUCACUUUCAGAUGUGAAAGUGAAAAAGUGAAACUAAACAGGCACCACAUGUGACUGAUGUAAAAGUGGAGAUUUAGAGUAAAAAAAGGACUUAUGUUUUGAUCUCUUUCUUAGCCACACCUAUUAUAUCCCUUCAGAAGACAUGGAUUUAACCACUGGAGUCUUAUUAAUUACUUUUAUGUUUCCUUUAUGUGAUUUCUGGAGCUACAAAGGUCUGAUCACCAUUAUCUUGCAUCGUAUGGACCUACAGAACUGAGCUAUUGCUCUAAAAACAUGUGUUUGUGUUCUGCUGAAGAGAGAAAGUCAUACACAUCUGUGAUGCCAUGAGUGUAAUGAUAAUGAGUAAAUGAUGAGAGAAUUUUCAUUUUUGGGUGAACUAUCCCUUUAAGCUCUUGACAUUUAAUUAGCUCCCUAAGAAGUUCACAAGCUUGUGAGAGUUUUUGAUGUUUUAAGUUUUCACCAAUUAAGCAUUAAAUGUGCAUUUAGAGUAAAGUACUGAAGUGUUCAAAUUCAUGGUUCAUAAAAAA
Molecule: messenger RNA, 4600 nt
Organism: Xyrauchen texanus (razorback sucker)
Lineage: Eukaryota; Metazoa; Chordata; Actinopteri; Cypriniformes; Catostomidae
Product: serine protease HTRA3-like
Exons: 9
Coding region: 499-1911 (470 amino acids)
Biological process (GO): proteolysis
Cellular component (GO): extracellular region
Molecular function (GO): protein binding; serine-type endopeptidase activity
Source: RefSeq, a predicted model, not a curated record